AUGCCUCCAAAACGCCGCAUCGCGGCGUCAUCCGCAGGCCCCAGAGAGAAGCGAGCCCGCCAAUCUAAACUAGCCAAAGAGAACGACAUAACUGGAAAUGAAGAAGCCGAAAUCAAAGAAGCAUUCCACCUCUUCUCCUCCAAUAGUGACGAAUACCCAUCCGAGAGAGAAGGCGUGAUUAAAACCAGAGAUGUCCAUCGCGCACUCAUAGCACUAGGCCUCCCCCCAACGAACGCAACAGAGUUAUCCUCUAUCAUUGCCGCCGUGGACCCCAACUCCACCGGCCUUGUCACAUAUGAGCCCUUCCUAUCCCUCUGUGCGUUGAAACUGCACUCGCGAUCCAAAGACGCUAUGUCUGCUGAAGUCGAGCAUGCCUAUAAAUUGUUCACGCGUGGCACAGCGGGGCCGAUAUCAGUGGGGCAUUUGAGGAAGGUGGCACGUGAUUUGAAAGAGGAUGUGAGUGAGGAGUUAUUGAGAGAUAUGAUUAGGGAAGCGAAUGGCGGGGACGCAUUGCAUGCCGGUGUCUCAUUAGAACAGUUUAGGGAGGUUAUGAUGCGAGCGGGGGUGUCUUGA
Messenger RNA from Paracoccidioides brasiliensis Pb18, 573 nucleotides. RefSeq lists its product as uncharacterized. Gene Ontology annotation, molecular function: microtubule binding; calcium ion binding. Gene Ontology annotation, biological process: spindle pole body duplication. The coding region runs from base 1 to 573 and encodes 190 amino acids. Gene Ontology annotation, cellular component: mitotic spindle pole body; half bridge of spindle pole body. The transcript has 3 exons. The record is from RefSeq and is a predicted model, not a curated record.